Messenger RNA from Westerdykella ornata, 2578 nucleotides. Its product is annotated as RabGAP/TBC. Lineage: Eukaryota; Fungi; Ascomycota; Dothideomycetes; Pleosporales; Sporormiaceae. Gene Ontology annotation, molecular function: GTPase activator activity. The transcript has 5 exons. Gene Ontology annotation, biological process: activation of GTPase activity. The coding region runs from base 74 to 2578 and encodes 834 amino acids. The record is from RefSeq and is a predicted model, not a curated record.
ACACAAUGGAACACGCCAUCAAGGUGCUCCACCACGAUUUCCUCUUCCUCUUCCGCCUUUCAUUCCCCUCACCAUGAGGUCCAUAGCAGAGGCCGAGAAGUACUGGCACCGCCUCUCGCAGUACCACUCGCUCACCGACCUCAAAAUCUCCGUCUCCUCGCACAAGGAACCCCAAAUCACCGCGGGUCUACGCUCCGUAUGCUGGAAGAUCUUCCUCCUCUUCCAAAGCCUCGACCGCUCCACAUGGACGGCCAAACUGCUCGAAGCCCGCUCGACAUAUAGCUCGCUCCGGUCGCGCUACCUCCGCGCCAUCGAGCACCCGGACGAAUUCGACGUCUCGUCCGUGGAUCCGCUGAGCGAACAUGAAGAGUCCCCCUGGAACGCCCUCCGAGCCGACGAAGGCCUCCGUGCCGAAAUCUUCCAGGACAUCGAGCGGUGCAUGCCCGACAAUGUGUAUUUCCGGCAACCGGCGACGCAGCGCAUGAUGCUUGACGUGCUGUUUGUGUGGUGCAAGAUGCACCCCGAGAUUGGCUAUCGGCAGGGCAUGCACGAGAUUCUGGCGCCGCUGCUGUGGGUUGUCGAGAGGGAUGCUGUUGCCGAUGUUGACGAUGUGGUGGGAGAGGACAGCACGCUGCUGGCGACGUUGCUGGACGCGAGGUGCAUUGAGCAGGACUCGUACACGUUGUUUGCACUCAUCAUGAAGACUGCGAAGAGCUUCUAUGCACCUGCGCCGGCGCCUGCGGAGACGGGAGCGACAUCAUCGAAAGAUACGCCCAUGUUGACACGCAGUGCACGCAUCUUCGAUUCCUAUCUCCCCAAAGUGGACCCCGCAUUAUCAGCCCAUCUGAUCAGACUAGAGAUUGUGCCGCAAAUCUUCCUAUUACGAUGGAUCCGCCUCCUCUUCGGCCGCGAAUUCCCCCUCGACUCGGUCCUCGACAUGUGGGACGCCCUCUUCGCCAUCGACCCCACGCUCGAACUCGUCGACCUCAUCUCCGUCGCCAUGCUCCUCCGCAUCCGCUGGCGGCUCGUCGCGGCCGAUACCAACGAAGCCUUCUCGCUCCUGCUGCGGUAUCCCCCGCCCGACGCCGCGCCGGCCUACACGUUCAUCAAGGAUGCGCUGUAUCUACGGGAUAAUCUCUCUCCGGAGGGUGGUGUCGAGAUAAUCACGCGGUAUGGCGAGCGCGCACCGCUUCUUAUUCCACCUAGGACACCCGACAUCCGAUCGCCAUCUCCGGCGCUGGCUUUUGUGUCGAGCCGCACGCGACAUACGCUGGCUUCACCUCGAGGGUUUCCAACGGGUCAGCAAGGCGGAGGAGGAGGAGGAGGGUUAGAAUCCCUGCUUCAGAAUGCAGCGAGGGGGGUCAUAGAUCGGGGCUCGCAGUGGGCUGUCGGCAAAGCGAUCCGCGAUGCGGUGGGCGAUGUCAAGAGGAACAUGGAAGCGUAUCAAGCAAGUGGUAAUAGUAAUAUGUCGGGACGCAGCACACCGGCGGCUAGAUCGGGGGGUGGGCGGGAAUUCAGGAAACCUGCACGCGGCGGCGUUGUUGCCUCGGCAGCGGCGGGGGUGAUGAACGGGGGAGUGGGACAUGAUGCGUUGAUGAUGACGAUGGUGAGGAAGGUGGAGGCGCUGGAGGAGCGGAAUAAGAGUCUGGCGAAGAUGCUCGAGGGGGCAGUGGCGGAGAUGUGGGACUAUCAUAAGGGGCGGACGGACGGUGUAGGCAAGAGGAAUGAGAAGAAGGAUGAUGAGGAGGAGGAGCAUGAGAGAAAAGAGAUAGAAAAGCUGAGCCUCGCCAUUGCCAAGGUGCAGUUUGUGCAGGUGUAUCUGGAGGAUGCGACCAUUCCGCUGCCGGGGGAGGAGGAAAUACCAAACAACGAGGCGAAGACUACACCGGCCAUCGACACGCGGCCUGCGUUGUCGGAGAAGCGAACGGCGAGUGCGCCGCCAGCGCCGGUGCAGAGUCCGGGUAUCGAUAGGAAGUCGGGCCCGAAUAUGAAUACCAAUACCAGGGCAGCAACCCGGCCAUCGCAGACACCUGGCUCCAUCGAAACUUCACAGCAAGACAACGCUCGACUCUCCCCACCAGCAGCACCAUGGACUUCAAACUCCCAACCCGCACCUCCAUCCCUCCCCACCCGCGCCCCCCUCGCCUCGUCCUCCUUCUCCUGGAUGCUCGGCCAGGCAGGAGACGACAAGGAAACGGACACGGACAGGAACUCGCCCGCCGUCGUCGUCGACGCCGUCGGACCGAGAUCAGCAUUUGCGAAAGCGUCGGCGCAUUCGGCGUUGGCGGCGGACGAGAAGAGGAGGAGGAUGCGGAAAAGUAAAGGGUUCUUGUUUGGGGAGGAGGGGGAGGGUGAUGAGGAUGGGGAAGCGGAAGGGGAUGGGAAGGGAGGAGGAGGAGGAGGAGGAGGAGGAGGGAUUGGGAUUGGGAAAGGGGUGAGGGUGCGAACAAGGGCUAAGAGGGGGAGUGUAAGUGCGAUGCAUAUUGGAGGGCUUGGCGGGACCGACGAGGGGACCGUCGAGGAGGAGGUGAUUGAUUUGGAUGACGUGGGUGGGUCGAGGGGUGUCAUCUUAUUGUGA